Alternaria burnsii is the source of this 2940-nucleotide messenger RNA. RefSeq lists its product as uncharacterized. Lineage: Eukaryota; Fungi; Ascomycota; Dothideomycetes; Pleosporales; Pleosporaceae. Gene Ontology annotation, biological process: nucleolar large rRNA transcription by RNA polymerase I. The record is from RefSeq and is a predicted model, not a curated record. The transcript has 3 exons. Bases 1 to 2940 code for a protein of 979 amino acids. Gene Ontology annotation, cellular component: RNA polymerase I core factor complex. Gene Ontology annotation, molecular function: RNA polymerase I general transcription initiation factor binding; RNA polymerase I transcription regulatory region sequence-specific DNA binding.
AUGGCUGACAAAUCGCUCAAAGACCUGAACUACGGCCAUCCUGGCGUCGCGAGUUAUGAUUUAGAAAACAGAGGAUGGGCCUUUGCUAGGAACUAUAAGAAGCGGGUCUUCAAGCAGAUUCUAACUCCAACGACCUCGUCUUCUACGCGAAAUCAUGCGACACCUAAAACAGCACCACCGUUCUCUCUAAAAACACCAGUGAACAGGACGAGCAUACAGGAUGAAUUCAGCAAUACAGUUCAAGACGACCCCCUGCUCGCUCCGGCUACGGACAUAAUUCCGGACCUGGCCUUGGUAUCUGCUGCUAUCUCUUCCGCGGCUUCGACCUAUGACCCUCUCGUCAGUGGCCUUUUAUCUUUCGGUUCAAUCACGCCCAGGGGUAGAGAUGAGGCGUGGCGGAUGGCUGCGUUGCCCACCGGUGAGACCGGAAGUAUACUGCAGUUGUGUAUUUUGGAUGACGAAACGCAUGGUUGGACAGCCGAACCGAGGCCAUGGGUACGAGGGCAAACCUUGAAAGCCGCAGAGAGCGGAUUCUGGAACGAGGAAGCGGCACCGAUACAGCAGGUUUGCUUUGCACAUUCAGAGAAAAAACGGCCUUUGCUUGCCGUGCGACUUCCCACCCGCACUGUUCUAUUUCACCCGGACUACGACCGUCAACCACGCGCUGCCGCAAUUUCCCCGUUCUACCGUCUGCCAGCUUCCACCAUCCAACCGAACCGCAUACUCAGCAUACACCAGAACGAUACAGGUGGCUUUGCUCAUGUCGAUGUUGCCUUUAACCCGGACUUUCAAUUACAGUUUGCGCUGGUCGACCAAAGCCAAACGUGGAGUGUAUGGGAUAUCGAGCAUCAGCUUAGGCUUGGCAGAUAUUCGGCUUCAUGCAUGCUCCGCGGAAAGGUGAAUGAGUCGGAUGACGGAGACACAACUGGCCAAGACGGCUGGGCGAGGGUUCUCUGGGUCGCCGAUGUUACGACCUUGAUGGUUUGCGAUAGGCGCCGCUUGAGCAUCGUUAGCAUCAGGGGCGGAUCAACUUCGUAUUUGCCUUGCCAAGAAAUAUUCAGCGAACGGUCCGCGGACUGGAUUCUGGGCGUCAAGUUGCAUCCAAAAGACCGCAGUAGAGUAUUCGUCUUGACCUCUACUCGACUUUUACUGAUUGCAGUCACUCCACCGAGUGAGCUCCCGUCAAGUGCCGACGACACAGGCGCCAAGAUACUUCUAUCAUGGCGGCACUACAGGGGCGCUGAAGAUUUUACGCUUGGAUUGAGUGCGCAGAUGCUGGCAGACGAUGAGACGUGCGUGAUGAUACAUUCUCGUGUCAAUAACCUUGUCCAAGUAUACAGCUUUGUCGAGCGUGAUUCUGGGCUCAUUACCGCCCCCGACCCCACUCUGCUAGAUCUAUGCCUUCCGGACCCAGGGCAGAUUACAAACAUUCUAAUCGAGACAAUGAAACAAGGAGAGUUGAGGCCCGAGAUUGGCUUUUUCCAACUAUUUGUGACGCAGUCUGACUUGAGCGUCCACGAGCUCAUUGUAUAUACCCGGACCUCCACGGCGGACGACAGGAGCGAGGAUGAUUAUGCCAUUGCGGACUUUGAGCAAAGCACGAUAACACGUCCCAGGGAUCCCCCAAUCAGGUCUCGUAAGAUCAACAAAGACGACGAUUUUGUAAGCCCCGACGGACUACCUACAACAGUAUUGCCAUGCUCGAAAAUUGCAACGCCACAGUCGCAUUGGCAUGACAAUCUAAAUGAUAGUACUGCGUCCGAAUCACGAAACAACAGCCUCUUGGGUGAGGUGAUGUCGCAGUCUAAGAGCUCAGCAGAGGAGUCUGGCGCGAAGGAUGCGGUGGCGGUCAUGGACCAGGUGAACGAGAUGCUGGCAACUGGUGCAGACCUGCCAUCUUUACCAUUGGGUACUUUGAUGGAGUUUACGCGCACGCAUUUUGACGUUGCAGAUAUUGACGAAGCUUCGUCCAACUUCGAAGAGUUGUUUUCUUCCGGAUAUGAACAAGACACAAUGGAUGUUCAGCGUAUUGCGCCUAUGCACGUGCUUGGUUUGGCUCACGACAGCAACCCUACGAUUUCGGACGUGUACGACACUAUACUCCAGACAUGGAUUGCGCCUCUUCCCACAGAAGUGCCGAUCCGCGUUCGUCAACGCUUGGAACGUCUGGCUAGGCGGGUUGCCACAGAACUGAUGUUCUCAAGUACCUGUAUACGUGAUGAUCGAAGGCCUGCCUCUAGCACGCAUCAUGGACAAAACAAGGGCAGUGGUGUCGCGUUGCCCAUCUUGCCAUCAAGGCCCAAAGAAAGUGCUUUCCAUCCCGUUUCAAACUAUCCGAUCUCUCAGCCACUACCGACACCACCAUACUCAUCUAUGCCUCCGCCCUCUGUGCUGGGGUCAUCUCCGCCAGAAGCGACUCCCACUCCUCCCGCCCUGCCCGACCCCCUCAGUCGCCUCAACAAGUAUCUCCCGACUUCCAAAGACCCGGCGAUAAUCCACCCGAAUGUGGCUCAAGGUCUCGCGCACUGGCAGUUAGGAUGUGAUCCUCACGCGUACGAUUGGGCCAGCCUAGAGCGUGCUCUCCAAUCUGAAGAUCUUGACGAGGAGAGCCAACUACAACGCGAAAAAGAACGCAAGAAGAGAGAACGCCGGGAAAAGCGUCAACAGCGCGAAAACGAGCUUAUGAAGGCCAAGCUUGAGCUCACGAGGAGUAAUACCGUCAGUCAACCUACCGCGUUCCCUAGAAGCUCUCCAGGACCCAUGUUGGGCGGCAUGGGGAACAGCAGUCAGGUAUCAAGUCAAAGCCAAAGUCAAAGUCAGAUCCAGGUACCACCUCAUGGCGGCAGCUUCAUGAUGCCGCAAAGCCAAGUCGAGCGCGGCAAAUUUGGAGGGAAGUUGGACAAAAAGAAGAAGAAGAAGGGUAGGAUUAGUGGGUUCUAG